ACCGAGCCGCGUGGUGUCUAGUGCAACAUCAACAACGUAUACAAGUCGUAACACAUCUUUUUGCUUCAUCUGUAUACCUCAUAACUGCUUACUGCUAUAUAGUUGUUCAGAACAUUUCAGGAAUAUCUUUUCACUGAUAUUUUUUAUGAGCUGUUUAUGUUUUGUGAAGAAGUACUACCUCUGGCGUAACAAGAAUACAUCCAGAUCUACCGACAACCAUAUUCAACAUGGAAUCGACCAGUGUUACUACCAAACCACAGAUGUCAUCCCGGGCUAACGCGUUCUCGAUUGAAGCCCUUAUUUCAAACUCAAACACUAAUCCAAGCGAAAACCAGCAACAAGACAACGACAAAACAAGCAAUGCAAUAAUUGUACCCACUAUUAACACCAACAACAGCAGCAAUAACAACAACAACGGAAACAUCAGGAAUUGUAGCCCAGGCGUGGACCACUCUCUCCGACCUCUUGAGGAUUUUGUGGAAAAGUCAAGUUGCGUCCAGCCAAGAAAUGGCGAAGUCAGUGGCACUAAAUCACCGACGAGUUCGUCGUCUUUGCAGCUAGGCGGGGUAGCAGCCCUGGGCACAAAUGUCACAGCUCCUGUAAUUCACCAGGGAGAGUUAAGUGAAGAAAUGUCGAAAAUUACGUGUAAGUUAGAGACGAAAGAAUUGUGGGGAAAAUUUCACGAAUUGGGGACGGAAAUGAUCAUUACAAAAUCAGGAAGACGGAUGUUUCCUACCCAGAGAGUUUCGUUCAGUCACGUGAAUCCAGAGUCCCGCUACGUGGUGCUCAUUGAUAUCGUACCCGUUGAUAACAAACGGUAUCGCUACGCCUACCAUCGGUCAUCGUGGCUGGUGGCCGGUAAAGCCGAUCCUCCGUUACCAGCACGGCUUUACGUUCACCCAGAUUCACCAUUCACCGGAGAACAGCUACACAAACAAAUGGUGUCGUUUGAAAAACUAAAACUUACCAACAAUGAAUUGGACCAAAGUGGACAUAUUAUUUUAAAUUCAAUGCACAGAUAUCAACCCCGGGUGCAUAUCAUCAAGAAGCGAGACAAUUCUUCGCCGAUUGUUAGCUUGCAGAAUGAAGAAUGUCGUACCUUUAUUUUUCCAGAGACGAUGUUUACAGCGGUCACUGCCUAUCAGAACCAGUUGAUUACACGGUUGAAGAUCGACAGUAACCCGUUCGCUAAGGGAUUCAGGGACUCGUCUAGGUUAACUGAUUUAGAAAGUUUCUUUCCUAUGGACAGUAUGGAAAACCUUAUCCAUGAACACACAUAUGCCCGUUCUCCCAUACGAGCCUAUGAAGAACAAGAAUACGAAUCAUGUCAAGGAUUCGAUUCGUCGAAAAACGAAACAGGUGGUCAUUCCAUGUCACAGGGCACAAUAAGAGUACCAGUACCAUCACGGUUAGCAUUGUCUCCUAUAUCGGGACUUUCGAUGUUUCAGCCGCUAGUUUCUUCAUCCGGGUACCCUGUGAUGACGUCAACUACAAGCAGUACAGCGCUGACAACACCUAUACCACAUCCAUCAAUUGGGCCAUUACGUUAUAAUCGGUUGAUUCCGUCGCAUGCAUACCAGUCGCUACAGUUGCAACGAUAUCAUCGCUACUUCUCACAGGGGCCUUACGCUUCGCUACAAGCACUCAGGCCGUCUUCGGUUAUGACACCCUUUGUUUAAAUUAAAAUGAACUUAUUGAUAUGUUGAUGUCUUGCCGGACAUGGAAGUCUGGCUGUUUUGUUGUCGGACAAUUAUGACGUGUACAUACGGGCCUUUAGAAUGAAUUAAAUGAACGAACGAACGCGUUGUUUACGUAUUUGUACUACCUGCCCAUGCUUUGUGUAAUGAGGGUUGAUGUUCACGCACCCGUUAUUUCUUGGUCGAAUAGAUUAUUGGAUUUAUUACCUUUAUUUUAUUGUGAAAAUACACGUUUGGACAUAUUUUUGACGUCGAUUCGUACAAAAUGGUCUGCUUUAGGGGUAACGAGUGCGGGGUAUCAGUGAACUGUCAUAUAGUUAAUCCACUGCGUGUAUUGUUAAUGGCGUCUCAAAUGCGUUGUAUGGUAAAUCCUUACACGGCCACUUUGUAUAAUUGAAAUACUUAACAUUGAACACUUUUGCUAAUUAUUCAGUUUGUAUUUUUAACACCCAUGAUGAGAUUGUCUCACGUGAACAUAGUGUGUGACUAGUACGUCAGCUUGUUGUGAAUUGUCAUCUCCCACUGAAGUAAUAAUCACCUUUCUCCACUGAACAAUGUUUAAUACUAGUACUUGAUUUCUGAUUGGACAACAUCUUAUUACGUCAUUAAACUGUAGAAGGACCUGAAUUUCCACAAUGAUUUUUUUAAACAAUAUAUUUUACAUACCGGGUUGUAUAUGUAGCAUGGGGACAAUAUCGACCAUGACGUUGCAUAAUGACUGUCGCUUGUUUUAUUAUUUUAUUUACUGGUAACAUUUGUUAAAAUAUAAGCCCGAUCCAGUUAUAGUUGCAGUGAGAGUCAUUUGCGAUAAAUGUUAUUCAACCCAGUUAUGCAUAUUUGCUAAAGUAAUUGUUCUUGUCUAGGGUUUUAAAAAUGAUUAUCCUUGAGGUAUUUAAUAACUGUUUGAUUUACAGCAUACCGCAUCGUCUUCAUAUAAAUGAUUGCAAACUGGGCAAUUUUAACGACUACUCUUAAAAACAGCUGACAACUCCAUGUCUCGCGACACAAUAUUAAUUAACAAUCACCAAUGUAAUUAAUUUAUCAAUUACUUUACUUCCAUGGAAACCCUCGUUGUCGAUGUAUUCCAUCAGUUUAUAAGCCCGACACGACGUCAACUCAUAACUUGACCUUGCUUCGUCGUAUUACAAUGAUAUUUUUAUGUAUUUAUUCAGGAGUUGUUGGGUUGAGUUACCCUUCAUACUGUGUACUGCCCACUUUGUAAAUUAAUACUUACUAUUUAUUGUGAAUAAAGAGAUUACCACGCAUCA
Saccoglossus kowalevskii is the source of this 2965-nucleotide messenger RNA. It is a transcript of the gene tbx20, whose product is annotated as Tbx20-like homeobox protein. The record is from RefSeq and is marked provisional. Gene Ontology annotation, molecular function: DNA-binding transcription factor activity, RNA polymerase II-specific; RNA polymerase II cis-regulatory region sequence-specific DNA binding. Gene Ontology annotation, cellular component: chromatin; nucleus. NCBI's taxonomy places the organism in Eukaryota, Metazoa, Hemichordata, Enteropneusta, Harrimaniidae. Gene Ontology annotation, biological process: positive regulation of DNA-templated transcription; regulation of transcription by RNA polymerase II; cell fate specification.